GCUCAUUUCCGCAUAAGAUCAUAGUAUUUCUUUAUUAAAAACUAGUGGAUUACUUUGAACCUUCCUCAGAUGAAGCUGCCUCUACCUUUGAAAACUUGAGACACACCUUCACACAAGGGAACCUUGACACACCUUCACACAAGGGAACCUUGGUCCAAUCCAUCUAUAAAUACCACCCUAGUUCUCACAUCUCUCCUCACCUCGAACCACUCUCUGCAAUCCAAUCAAUCCUCCUUCUCUUCCUCUUUUGAUCCUUUUCAUUUCAAGCUCUAAGAUCAUGGGUGUUUUCACUUACGAGCAGGAGAUCACUUCUUCAGUUCCCCCGGCCAAGAUGUUCAAGGCCGCUGUCCUUGAUGCUGACAACCUCAUUCCCAAGGUCAGGCCUCAAGCUAUCAAGUGCGUGGAAGUCAUUCAAGGAGACGGAGGCCCUGGAACCAUCAAGAAGAUUCACUUUGGUGAAGGCCACAAAUUCAAAAGCAUGACACACCGGGUUGAUGCGAUUGACAAAGAGAAAUUCUCAUUCUGCUACACUGUGAUCGACGGGGAUGUUUUGACUGACGGCGUUGAAUCAAUUUGUCAUGAGCUCACAGUGGUGCCUGCUCCAGGUGGAGGAUCCAUCUACAAGAACACCAGCAAGUACCACACCAAGGGCGCUGAGGUCUGUGAAGAGCACGUUAAGGGUGGCAAAGAGGAUGCUCUCGCAACGUUCAAGGCUAUUGAAGCCUACGUCCUGGCCCAUCCUGAUGCCUAUUAAGUUUCCUGUCACGUUCUAUUGAGUAAGAGAUACUAGUCUCUUGAGUGCUCUACCUUCAUAGCAUCAGUCAAAGUGUGGAACUUUUGUGUUUUUGCCAUAUGGCCAAAGUAGCCUCGGCUUAAAAAUAAGAUUUUCCUAGGUGUGAACCUUGGUGUACUUGUAAUGUUUUGUUGGAAUGAAGAGUCAUGGUUGUAUUACCUCAAUAAAUAUAAUGAAAAUCAUCUUCUUAUGUUGUAUUACCUUAAUAAAUAUAAUGAAAAUCAUCUUCUUAUUAAGUGAUCA
Messenger RNA from Vitis vinifera (wine grape), 1036 nucleotides. RefSeq names its product pathogenesis-related protein 10 (gene PR10.2). Lineage: Eukaryota; Viridiplantae; Streptophyta; Magnoliopsida; Vitales; Vitaceae. Bases 278 to 754 code for a protein of 158 amino acids. Gene Ontology annotation, biological process: defense response; abscisic acid-activated signaling pathway. The record is from RefSeq and is a predicted model, not a curated record. Gene Ontology annotation, molecular function: protein phosphatase inhibitor activity; signaling receptor activity; abscisic acid binding. Gene Ontology annotation, cellular component: cytoplasm; nucleus. The transcript is spliced from 2 exons.